UUGUGUCAGAAUCUUAUAACCUACAAUUUUAUUAAAAGUUAAAUAAAAUGUUCAAUUUAGCAAGACAACGCUUAAUUCGUGCAGUAAUCAGAGAAGUUAGAAAACCAACAGUUAAAAACAUAAGAUGUUUAAAUACCAUCACUCAAUUGCCAUUGACAACAACACAACAAACUUCUUUAACUCCAUGCAGAUACAAGAGCAACAAAUCCAAGGGUAAGAGCAAACAGCAAUCAGAGAGUGAAGAUGAACCAGACGAACAGGAUUUUGAUGACGAACUCAAUGAUAAGAGCACAAAACUGAUGAAUCUUAAGGUGACUUCCAUGAGAUUGGAUGGUAUACUGAAAUCAGGUUUGGGCAUAUCCAGGAGUAAGGUUGAGGUGAUGUUCUAUGAGAGCAAAAUUCGUUUGAAUGGAGAAAAGGUGCUCAAGAAAGGGGCGACAGUGCAAGAGGGUGAUGAAAUUGAUAUUGUUAAAGGUGUUAACACUGAUAAUCCAAAGUUCUUAACAGUUGGAAGAGUGGAAGUGCUGAAUGCAGCUAAUAAAGAGGAUCAUAUUAGUCUUAAAGUUAGAAGGUAUAAGACUUUAACUAUUGAGAAUUACGCAGAUCCAUGGAAAGGUAGUUAACAUUUGUUUAUUUAGUUAAUUUACC
Messenger RNA from Nicrophorus vespilloides, 648 nucleotides. RefSeq lists its product as uncharacterized. Gene Ontology annotation, molecular function: RNA binding. The transcript has a single exon. Lineage: Eukaryota; Metazoa; Arthropoda; Insecta; Coleoptera; Silphidae. Bases 48 to 623 code for a protein of 191 amino acids. The record is from RefSeq and is a predicted model, not a curated record.